Rhineura floridana is the source of this 771-nucleotide messenger RNA. RefSeq names its product selenoprotein M (gene SELENOM). Gene Ontology annotation, cellular component: endoplasmic reticulum lumen. The transcript is spliced from 6 exons. The record is from RefSeq and is a predicted model, not a curated record. Lineage: Eukaryota; Metazoa; Chordata; Lepidosauria; Squamata; Rhineuridae. Gene Ontology annotation, molecular function: oxidoreductase activity.
CCGAGGCGGGCCCCCUCCGCCUCCCCCCGCCCAGCCGCCGCCUCCCCGGAGAAAUGGAACUGGGCGAGGCGGGCGCCACCUCCCCUCCGCGGCGCUCCGCCCGGCCUGACGUGGCAGCAGCAACCAGCCGCCGCCGCUGCCGCCCUCGCGCAGAGCUGGUGGCCGAGCGGGAGGUGGCGGAUGGCGCGCCCGCCGCUCUUGCUGCUGCUGGCCCUGGCUGUGCUGUCGAGAUCCGGACGGCUGCGCGGCUUCGAGCUCGACUGGCGCCGCCUGGAGGGGCUGGCGCGGGGGAAAGUGGAGAGCUGUGGAGGAUGACGACUAAACCGCCUGCAAGAGGUGAAGGCCUUCAUCAAUGAAGACUUGCCUCUGUACCACAACCUUGACAUGAAGCAUCUGGCUGGAGCGGACCCCGAACUCAUCCUGUUGAAUUUCAAGUAUGAAGAGCUUGAGAGAAUUCCACUGACUGAAAUGACCCGCAAAGAGAUCAAUGAGCUGGUGCAAAAGUUAGGGUUCUACCGGAAGGAUAGACCGGAUUCACCUGUUCCCAAAGAGUUCCAGCUUGCCCCUGCCAAGGGAGACCGUGUGGCAGAGAGCAAAGCUGUGCCCCGUCUGCACGAGACAGGAUGAAACCCUCUGCUGAAAGUUCUUGGUGCUGAGGGUGGAUAGUCAGCGUCCCGUCAGGCAUGGGAACACGGCAUGCUGGGGAACACACUCAGGGCCCCCAAACCCACUAUCAGUGGUGUUUAAGAACAGUAAACCCCCCUAAAUCGA